CAGCUUUGCGCUCAGCAUAGAAAUAGUGGGAGGCAGAGCAACAAGCACAGACCGUUACUCAAGAGAGUCGUCAAGCAGGUGAGCGUAAAAAACACCAUAUUCCAACAUGGGUGCUGAUGCGGAGAAUGGCAAAAAGAUUUUUGUUCAGAAAUGCGCACAAUGUCACUCCUACGAAGUGGGAGGAAAGCACAAGCAGGGUCCUAAUCUUGGCGGAAUUGUUGGCCGCAAAUGCGGUACUGCCGCUGGCUACAAAUAUACUGAAGCUAACAUCAAAAAGGGCAUCGCUUGGACAGAAGGCAAUCUGGAUGAGUAUCUGAAGGAUCCAAAGAAAUUUAUUCCCGGCACCAAGAUGGUUUUCCCUGGACUCAAAAAGGCCGAGGAUCGCGCUGAUUUGAUUGCAUUUCUCAAAACAAACAAAUAGUUUGAAAACCUCAA
Molecule: messenger RNA, 435 nt
Organism: Drosophila navojoa
Lineage: Eukaryota; Metazoa; Arthropoda; Insecta; Diptera; Drosophilidae
Gene: Cyt-c-d
Product: Cytochrome c distal
Molecular function (GO): heme binding; electron transfer activity
Source: RefSeq, a predicted model, not a curated record